Vanessa tameamea is the source of this 1317-nucleotide messenger RNA. Its product is annotated as prenylated Rab acceptor protein 1. Gene Ontology annotation, cellular component: Golgi apparatus. NCBI's taxonomy places the organism in Eukaryota, Metazoa, Arthropoda, Insecta, Lepidoptera, Nymphalidae. Bases 79 to 672 code for a protein of 197 amino acids. The record is from RefSeq and is a predicted model, not a curated record. The transcript has 6 exons.
ACAGUAUAUUGUGUUUACGUUACACACUAUUUUUCUUGAUUUCAAAGAAAAGACAAACAUAAUAUAAUAAAGCAGAAAAUGGCCGAAAAUGUAAAUAUUGAUCUGUCAGGGGAAAUUAAUGCUACUACAGAAAAGAAAGGAUUACAAAAGUAUGUGAAUGAAAUGGAAUUAUUGAUUCAACAUGUCCGGAGUGGUGCAGGCCCUGCCUUGGUAAUGGGAGUGUUAUCUUCACGCAGAGCUUGGACACAAUUUGUUGCCACUGAGAAUUUCAAAGUCCCAGCCUCCCUGCCAAGAUUAUCACGAAGAUUUUAUCGUAAUGUCGAAUAUUUUCAGGCGAAUUACCUUAUUGUGUUUUUGGGAUUAUUUGCUUAUUGUUUAAUAACCUCACCAUUACUUUUGAUUGCCAUGGUAGCGAGCUUCUUUGGAUACCGGAAACUUACCUCAGGACCUAACACUUGGAAGAUUGGUGGUUGGGAACUGAGUAAGACUCAACAGUAUGGAGUAGCAGCGGCUGGAUCUAUGGCACUUUGUUGGUUGGCAGGCGCCGGGGCGGUCCUCUUUUGGGUGUUAGGGGCUACCGUUACCGUGGUUGCUCUGCACGCAAGCUUCUUUGACGCUGAAACCUUACCGAGUUCCGAUCUUGAACAGUUUCCAAUGGUGGAGCAAGUGUGACACGGCCACCUGCCGCUCUUCCUACCGCCGCCCGCCAAUUUCCCCCACCAAGGAAGUGCAAAUUGGCAACAAGCGAGCCGAACUCUUAUCGAAAGCGAUAUUAUUAAUUAAUAUGUAGUUAAUACGUAUAACAUAAGUACUUAUAAUAAAAUGUAAUUUUUGCAAAUAUUUUAUUAUAUAGAUAUAAAAGGAAUAGAUCAUUUGACAUUAUAUUAAUAAUUAAAAUGUUAUUUUUUAGUCAUUCGUAUUUCAAAAAUUAUACUAGCACAAUUAUGUGCGAGUAUUAAAACGUUGCGGUCAUUUUAUAUAGCAGUGUUGCCUGUUAUUAUAUUUAGUAAAAUUUAUACUAAAAAAUGUCUAGUUUAGAGUUGAUUGUAAGUGUAACCGAAUAAUUAUUCGUCUCCUAAUUAUAAUUGAUGCUAGCUACUAAAUAUUACAAACAACUUGAAAGCUUAAAGGAGAGUGAAAUUAUUUGUCAAUUUAAUUGAUCCCGAAUUGACCUAAUUUUUGCCAAAGCACAAAAAUAAAUAUUGUCUGUUAUAAUGUAAAUAUAGGUAAUUAAUUAAGCUUCAAAUUAUUUAUUCUUAACAUAAUUUCGAAACAUGUAAUUUACACUCGCAAUAUAUUAUGUACAUUAUCUAUAUU